Ramularia collo-cygni is the source of this 417-nucleotide messenger RNA. Its product is annotated as related to pterin-4-alpha-carbinolamine dehydratase. The record is from RefSeq and is a predicted model, not a curated record. Bases 1 to 417 code for a protein of 138 amino acids. NCBI's taxonomy places the organism in Eukaryota, Fungi, Ascomycota, Dothideomycetes, Mycosphaerellales, Mycosphaerellaceae. Gene Ontology annotation, biological process: tetrahydrobiopterin biosynthetic process. Gene Ontology annotation, molecular function: 4-alpha-hydroxytetrahydrobiopterin dehydratase activity. The transcript has 2 exons.
AUGAUCAAAUCAGAAGACAUUACUACGUCAGCCGGAGAAGACGCAAAGGACUUGCUGCAGCAAGCCACAAAGCUUGUGGAUGCUGGCAAAUGGCAGCUGUGCAAUGGCGGCAAAGGACUGGAGCGACCUUUUAAAUUUAAGACGUUCAAGGCUACUUGGGACUUCAUGAACGCUGUUGCGGCCGAGUGUAAGAAGACGAAGCAUCACCCGGAGUGGAGCAAUGUGUAUAACCAGACACAAAUCCGGUGGACCACUCACAAUCCGGAAGGACUGUCGAGUAAAGACACGCACAUGGCAAAGUUUUGCGAUGAUGCCGCUUUGGAGUUCAAGGAGCUUGAGAUUGAAGCAUGCGAUGUGAAGAUUGGCCCCGAUGGCAAAAUUCAGGCUGCAGACUGCUGUACUGGAAAGUCGUCUUGA